Messenger RNA from Didymodactylos carnosus, 1542 nucleotides. The record is from the annotation of a GenBank genome assembly. Lineage: Eukaryota; Metazoa; Rotifera; Eurotatoria; Philodinida; Philodinidae.
AUGCAAGUAGCUAGUCGUACAAAUCGUCGCGACUGCGGUCAUCGUUAUAUCACACCCACAAUGAAAACAACAUCUGUAGAAAAUCAAUACAACAAGACACUAAAAAGUCGUUCAACUAAUCAACCACAAAAUAUAAGUACCAUACCCAUACCGAAGCAAUAUGUUUCACCGAAAAAAGAAAAGACGUCUGAUCGACGGGAGCCAACACUGAAAAAAUUGGUGGAUCGUUUUCGUUUUGAUGAACCACAAGGUCGCCCAGAAAGGCAAUCAGUUGUGUCAGAUUUUUGGUGGCUACACGAUGAAUUGAAAAACACUACAUAUUCUGAUACAGAAGAUGACCAGAUUAAUGAAAGAAAAACAGAUAUUCCAGAAAUGAUCGAAAUCUUUCCUUCGACUGAUAUCGACCAAGAUUUAAAUAAACGUGCAUCAUUGCUCUUACAACAAACAGUCAGUGCGCAAUCGGAUAUUGGAAAUGUUUCAAGUACAGGACUUGGCUCGACAACAUCAACAACAGUAAGCUCACAACCAACUGUUAUAUUUGAACAAGCAGCUCGACCGUUAUUUACUCGUGUACCAAUCGGUGAAACAAAAUUUGGACAUUUGGAUAUGAAUGAUAAUGGCGACGAUGAUAUACUUUAUCGUUGGCGAUUAAGGAGAAGAUUAGAACAAGCACAGAAAGGCGAACCGAUUACUUUUCCAACGAAGGUACCGAAUCGUUCAAUCCCCAGCCAUCAACAAGAACGAUCGUAUCUAUCGAUACCAACUACGAUAACACAACAGUCUCCACCACAAAUACCCUCUUUUCCUCCUGUUGCAACAGUAUCCGAUAAACCAUCUUGUUUAAAGGAAAAAUGUCAAAGUGAAAUAGUUAUAGUAAACAAAGCAGAAGCAUCAACACAAACGUUACAGGAUGCAUCUAUGCAAACAUCACCAACUCAAAAAGAGAAUAAUAGCUUGUUUACUACAAAUCUUAAUCAUUCCAUACUUCCAUCGAACGAUCUUGAUAUUCAUCCUACUCGCGAUACAACAGAAAUACAAUCAUCCUCUGUUUGGCAUCGGCCACCAUCAUCUCGUUCGAAUUUUCGUCCUCAGUCUCUACCAUAUUCUGUUGUUAACAUGUCGGUUCAAUCAUCGUCUUCAUAUUCAACAUCUCCUAUUAAAAAUCAUCAUCAAAAUUCGUCAAAUACAUUUAGUCCAGUUAUUAUUCAUUCCACACCUUCAACGUCAAGAACAGUAAAAUUUAUUGAUAAACCUCUAUCAAAACAAAAAUUACCCACAGUUUAUGAUGUUUCAUCGUCCCAGGAUAGUACAUUGACACAUGUCACAUCAAUUGUACAUGACAACACUAGAAAUAAUAAUACAACACGGCAAAGUAUCGGUAAUGAUAUUGAUGAAGAUGAUGAAAUUCAAUAUAUUCCAGAUGAAGAGAGUGAUGGUGAUGAAUUUUCCGAUGAUGAUAUGUUAAAUCUAUUAAGAAAAAAACGAAAUGAUUUAUUAAUAAAACUUCGUGAAAUUGAACAGUGUUUAGCAGUUCGACGAUGA